Molecule: messenger RNA, 2472 nt
Organism: Haliotis rufescens (red abalone)
Lineage: Eukaryota; Metazoa; Mollusca; Gastropoda; Lepetellida; Haliotidae
Product: zinc finger protein 883-like
Exons: 2
Coding region: 71-2233 (720 amino acids)
Cellular component (GO): nucleus
Source: RefSeq, a predicted model, not a curated record
AGCAAGCAAAGCCGGGAGGUCGCACACAGGCAGCAAUCGAAUUGAACACCAUAACAUCCACAAGUUAACAAUGGAAGUACAAAGCCAACCACAGAAUUCUGGUUCUGUUUCUGAAACAUGUGUAGUCAGUGACUGUGAGAGAGAAUUGCUGGAAAUUACUGACACUCAGGAAAUAGGUGAUCUCAAGGAACACAAAGAUUGUGGUGGUCCAGAAGAUCAGUCAACGUGUAGUGGAUGCGGGAAAACAUUUAUUAAAUCAGAAGACAUGAAAAGGCACAUGGCGAUUCACUGUGGAAUCAAGCCUCACCAGUGCACUGUUUGUAAGAAAACAUUAUCAGGUCAUCUGCAGAAACAUAUGCUGAUUCACACUGGAGUCAAACCUUAUCAGUGUGUAGAAUGUGGGAAAGGGUUCACACAGUCAGGUAGCCUGCAGAAACACAUGAUGAUUCAUAGUGGAAUCAAGUCUCAUCAGUGCAUCGUGUGUGAGAAAACAUUUACAUUAUCAUGUCAUCUGCAGAAACAUAUGCUGAUUCACACUGGAAUCAAACCUUAUCGGUGUGUAGAAUGUGGGAAAGGGUUCACACAGUCAGGCAGCCUGCAGAAACACAUGAACGUACACAGUAGAAGCAACCCUUAUCAAUGUGUUGAAUGUGGUAAAAGGUUUAGAGGUUCAGGACAUCUGCAGGCACACAUGAGGAUUCACAGUGGAAUUAAGCCUUAUCCGUGCAUUGUGUGUGAGAAAACAUUUACACAAUCGGGUCAGCUGCAGUCACACAUGAGGAUUCACACUGGAAUCAAACCUUAUCAGUGUGUUGAAUGUGGGAAGGAAUUUACACGAUCAAAUUACCUGCAGAUACACUUGAGGAUUCACAGUGGAGUCAAGCCUAAUCAGUGUAAUAUAUGUGAGAAAACAUUUACACGAUUAAGUACUCUGAAGAAUCACAUCAGGAUUCACACUGGAAUCAAACCUUAUCAGUGUGUUGAAUGUGGGAAGGGAUUUACACGAUCAAAUACCCUGCAGAAACACAUGAGGAUUCACAGUGGAGUCAGACCUUAUCAGUGUAAUGUAUGUGAGAAAACAUUUACACGAUCAGGUACUCUGAAGAAUCACAUGGCGAUUCACACUGGAAUCAGACCUUAUCAGUGUGUUGAAUGUGGAAAAGAAUUUACAGUAUCAAGUAACAUGAAGAAACACAUGAGGAUUCACAGUGGAGUCAGACCUUAUCAGUGUAAUGUAUGUGAGAAAACAUUUACACGAUUAAGUACUCUGAAGAAUCACAUGGCGAUUCACACUGGAAUCAGACCUUAUCAGUGUGUUGAAUGUGGAAAAGAAUUUACAGUAUCAAGUAACAUGAAGAAACACAUGAGGAUUCACAGUGGAGUCAAGCCCUAUCCGUGUAAUAUAUGUCAGAAAUCAUUUACACGAUCAGGUACUCUGGAGAGGCACAUGGCGAUUCACAGUGGACUCAGACCGUAUCAGUGUGUUGAAUGUGGGAAAGCAUUUAGACAUUCAUAUCACCUGAAGACACACAUGAUGAUUCACAGUGGAAUCAAGCCUCAUCAGUGUGUUGAAUGCGGGAAAACAUUUGCACAAUCAAGUAAUCUGCAGAAACACAUCAGAAUUCACAGUGAAGUCAAGCCUUAUCCGUGUAAUAUAUGUCAGAAAUCAUUUACACGAUCAGGUACCUUGGAGAGGCACAUGGCGAUUCACAGUGGACUCAGACCGUAUCAGUGUGUUGAAUGUAGGAAAGCAUUUAGACAUUCAUAUCACCUGAAGACACACAUGAUGAUUCACAGUGGAAUCAAGCCUCAUCAGUGUGUUGAAUGCGGGAAAACAUUUGCACAAUCAAGUAAUCUGCAGAAACACAUCAGAAUUCACAGUGAAGUCAAGCCUUAUCAGUGUAAUAUAUGUGAGAAAUCAUUUACAGUAUCAGGUACUCUGAAGAAUCACAUGGCGAUUCACACUGGAAUGAGACCUCAUCAGUGUGUUGAAUGCGGGAAAGCAUUUGCACAAUCAGGUAACCUGAAGACACACAUGAUGAUUCACAGUGGAAUCAAGCCUUAUCAGUGUGUUGUGUGUGAUAAGUGGUUCACACACUCAAGUAGCCUGCAGAAACACAUGACCAUUCAUAGUGCUAGCAAGCCGUAUCAGUGUGAUGUGUGUGGUAAAGCGUUUACAUACUCAAAUAGCCUGAAGCGACACCUGACCAUUCAUAGUGGAAGCAAGCCUUAGCAGUGUGUUCGAUGUGGGAAAAUGUUUUGACACUCAGGUACUCUGCAUACACAAGUGAUGAUUCACAAUGGAAUCAAACCUUUACGAGUGCAUUGUUUGUGAGAAAGGAUUGACACACUCAGGUAAUCUGCAGAAACACAAGGAUUCGCCGUGGAAUCCAACUUAUCAGUGUGUUCAAUGAAGCGAGGGAUGUAACAUCACACGUUUCAUAGUUCAGGAAUAAAGGUUUACAAAGUUCA